Messenger RNA from Saccoglossus kowalevskii, 1947 nucleotides. Its product is annotated as HAUS augmin-like complex subunit 1. Gene Ontology annotation, cellular component: cytosol; HAUS complex. The record is from RefSeq and is a predicted model, not a curated record. Lineage: Eukaryota; Metazoa; Hemichordata; Enteropneusta; Harrimaniidae. Gene Ontology annotation, biological process: spindle assembly; centrosome cycle.
CUCUAGGAGCGCCAUUUUCGGAAUUAGCUUAUGUAUGGGCUCAAGUCAGGAUUGUUGUAUUUUAUCAAGAAUGAAUGAAUUCAACAGCUCUUGAAUAUCAUGGCCACAGGAUUAAUGGACAGGAAGCAUCGCCACGUGCAGGCAUGGCUUGAUAGAUUGUUUGUUGGCUCUGAUGUACCACAAUAUGAAAUCAACGAAAGGACCAUAGAUAUCCUCUAUGAUUUGAUGGAGAGAAAUGAAAGCAGAGACAAAGAAGCUGAAGCAUUGAUUGAAGAUUUGAAUCAGAAAGCUGAGGAAUAUAAUGUUGAAGCUGUUCGUCAUGCUAACAUUCUACACAGUGUUGGAAUAUCCGUUGGCAAUUUAUCUAAAUCUGGUUCGGUCAGCUUAGCAACGUUAGCGAGUGCUGCAAACAUGCUUGAAUUAAAAGAUGCUUCAAUGAGUAGUUAUUUACUUGGUUUGACACGACUAUCAGAUGAAAUAGCAUUGACAUCUGAGACUAGAGAGGAGGAGCAGAGUACAAUUGAUGAGUUAUUCAGCAAAACUCAAAAUGCUUGGAUAAAAUCAAGUUACUUGAAAAAACAUUUGCACUCACUUGAGAAGCAAAAAGAACAAAAAGAUGCUGAGUUGAAGCGAAAAUCUCAAAAUGCAGGAUUUCUGCAUGAUAAAGUUCAACAAUAUAAAGACAGACUCCAUCAUUUACAGGGUGAGCUAAAUAAGAGUGGAGUAGAUGCAUCAAUUUACCAUCAUACUUUAGUGAAAAGAGCCGAGGAACUGAAAAAGCUGAAAGACCAAGUAGCUCCGCUCCGAAUAAAAUUAGACACCUAUCAUAAACUUCCUGCAGACCCUUCACUGGCUGAGGUCAAAGUUGAGGAAGCCAAAAGAGAAUUGGAUGACUUGGAAAAGGAAAUUGGUUCACACAUAAAUCAGAUGGAACUCUAAUUUGUUUGAUACUUUGUUUUGCAAUGUACAAUUUUCAAAUAGUAAUUUGAUUUGUCAGAACAAGUUCUGUAUAUUGAAGAAAAACAUGGAACAAUAAUGAAUAUCCCAUGGAUUGAUCAAUUGCUCUAAGGGUCAAUAGUCACAGAAAGCAAUGAAUGUUUCAUCAAUUGACCAAUGACUGAGUGUGAUAGAGAAAGUUCUUGAUCAUCAAAGAAGUUUCACUCAUUGGUCAGCUGUCAGAACCUAGUGAUUUUAUUUUAAUCCAAUAUGAUCGGAAGAAUACCUCUUUAUACCAUGGGCAUUGAAAAACAUUUUUAGCUUAAUGUAAAUUUCAAACAGUAGUUAACAGUAGUAGUAGUAGUUAGUCAGGAUCCACUCGACUCAUGCCAAAAUUUUGCCCUAAUUCAUUGAUCUGUUAUUUGACCCAGAGACUAUAUGCAUAUGUAUGUGUCUGAUGCUAUUUGCUGUUAUGGUAUUUAUUAUUGUGCACAUGGAAGGAUUCAAAGAACAGUUAUUUUUCACUUUGAUGUAGGAUUGUAAAAACUGGGUACAGCAGCACAAAUAUGCAUCACUGACAACAUUCUACAUUCAUUUUGUUCAUUACUUCAUCAUCUGGCCAUAUUUUUCUUGACAAGCUGGCGAAACCAUUUAUGAAUCAGUAAAUUUUUUUGUAAAUUCACUGCUGAGGGCGUAAUGUCAGUUCGUGUCAAGCGUUCAGACAGCAAAUUUUGCCACAUGCCAAUUUAGGGUUGUAACUCUUAAUUGAGUUUUUUUUUUUCGACUCUGCGUUGACUCUGUUCUAAUCGGCCACACAUACUUUUCCCCACAUGCCUAAAGCCUGGAUUGAGUCAACAUGUUACUGAUCUGUAACAUGAACACCACUAACGAUGAACAAUUGUUUGGUUUGAAAUAGUAAAUAAAGACAAUCUGUUUGAUUCUGAUUUGCAAAUAUUAUGGGGGGAAAAAGUGUUGCUUAAUAAUACAACAGUUCUUUUGGAUGUUCACUCC